This is a messenger RNA of Pocillopora meandrina, 14534 nucleotides long. The record is from the annotation of a GenBank genome assembly. NCBI's taxonomy places the organism in Eukaryota, Metazoa, Cnidaria, Anthozoa, Scleractinia, Pocilloporidae.
AUGUCUGCAGAGAAUCUACAAAAGGAUGAAGUCGAAGAGCCCCUGCUUCAAAAAAAUCCUAACAGGUUUGUCUUGUUCCCCUUAAAAUUCCCUGACAUCUGGGAUUUUUACAAGAAAGCCGUCGCCUCAUUUUGGACAGUGGAAGAGGUCGACCUCGGAUUCGAUCUCUUCGACUGGGAAAAGCUGAAUUCUCAAGAAAAAGAAUUUAUAUCUCAUGUUUUAGCGUUCUUCGCUGCGAGUGAUGGCAUAGUUGGAGAAAAUUUGGUUGAAAGGUUUUACCAGGAGAUACAAGUUCCUGAGGCGAGAUGUUUCUAUGGAUUUCAAAUCGCAAUGGAGAACGUUCACUCAGAAAUGUACUGUCUGUUGAUUGACACUUAUAUUAAGGACCGGGAUGAGAAACAAAAACUUUUCAAUGCUAUUGAAACUUUCCCCUGUGUAAAGAAGAAAGCUGAGUGGGCCUUCAAAUGGAUGAAUAAGAACUCUGCUGCAACUUUUGGGGACAGAAUUGUGGCCUUUGCUGCUGUGGAGGGGAUCUUCUUCUCUGGGGCUUUUGCAUCAAUUUUCUGGAUUAAAAAAAGGGGGCUAAUGCCUGGACUUACCUUCUCAAAUGAGUUGAUAUCGAGAGAUGAAGGACUUCAUUGUGAUUUUGCUUGCUUAAUUUUUUCACAUUUGAGGCAGAGGCCAGGUAAAGAUCGUGUUGGUGAGAUUCUAAGCGAGGCAGUGACCAUAGAGAAAGAAUUCUGGAUAAGUGCAUUACCUUGUCAUCUACUUGGAAUCAACUGUAACCUCAUGGGAAAGUACAUAGAGUUUGUAGCCGAUAGGCUUUUGGUUGCAUUAGGAUUCGAAAAACAUUACAAAACUGCAAAUCCUUUUCCGUUUAUGGAAAACAUUUCAUUGGAAGGGAAAGCUAAUUUCUAUGAGCGUAGAGUUGGAGAGUACCAGAAGAAUGGUGUAAUGAAUGACAGAAUGGAAAAUUAUGUGUUCACUCUUGAUGCUGAUUUUUAGCCAGUGAGAUUUUUUAUUUAAUAUUUAAUAAUGUUUGUUUGGUAUUAAACCUUGACAAUUUGCCACUAUAUAAAACCAGUAUGAUAUUUUGUCUCUAGAAAAUGGUCCCUUUUAGGGUUUACAGAAAACAUGGGCUGGGAUCCUCCUUGCCCUCCGUGAUACCUGCCCUAUGGCCAUCUCUAUGACUUACCUUAAAAUGGAUAUUUUAUGGGAAAGUAAACAAGGAAAAUAUUGUUUAUGCAUAUUGAUCCACUGUUUGACCCUUUACAUCCUAACAUUGGUAUCAAUAUUCUCCAUACUGUUCUCUAUACAUUUCCUAAGGUGCUGACAAGGAGAAUUUGUUUAACAGCCAAGAGCUUCUUUAGUUGGUGAUUAUUUCAUUUAUUCUCAUGACAUUAAUGUGUGAUUUUGGGGUGAUAUUGUAAGGAGAAAUUAGAUACUAGUAGCCCUGAGGAGUUAAGGGUUAAGUGAAAGGGAUCUCUGUGUCUUCCUCAAGGGUCCUCUCAGUGCUAAUUUUCAAGACAGCACCUUCCCCCCCCCCCAACAAAUGAAAUAAAGACAUUCACCUCCCUCUUGCAGGGUAUCCAUGGUUGUUAUAUUAUAAAAGGCAGCACAUUUGACAGCAUGCACAAGAACUGUACUGUCACAAAAUUUGUUUCACUGAAAUCUCUGCUGGGAGCUAGUUUUUGCAAACUUUUGUUCAAGCAGCAGAUCAUUAACCAGGAAGCAGGUAUAUCAAAUAGAUUAAACUUUUAUAUUGUUUUGAGAAACAGUGUAAUUUCCAUGUUAGGAAAAAUUCAAAUUGUUUGUUUCUUAGUUUUUUGUUACUGUUGUUGUUUAUCUUUAUCUUUAUCUUAACAGUUCUGAAUGGUCUUAAAUGUUUGCAGUAUUUCUUUUUCUCUUGAUGGGAGCCACUUUUUUUAAGAAUCAAAGACAGGGUGUAAAACUCGCAAACCCCAACGCACGCAACACGGUACCCUCUCAUUCACGGCUCCCGGCCCUACCCCGGCGGGUACCGUCGGGACAUCCCUUAAAAAAAGUACUAGUAUCCAUUCUCCUUGGCACGGUAAUUUUUAAAAUGGCGGGUAAAGGCGAUGCGAUGAUAGAUGUGAGUUUGAAUGGAACAUUGGAGCCGGCCAGCCCGUCGUUACAAAAUUGCAUCAAAUACUCAAGCACUGGAAAAUACUUCAGUGUCCUGUGUGACUUUGGAGUGGCUUUGAUUCUUGAGAUAAAAGGUACUGCAAGAGUGUAUGUCAGUCUAAAAUUCAAAAUGAAAUGUCUUGAGUUAAUUUUCACUGUGCGUUUUUGGAAGAGAGCAAGUCAAAGAUUAGUAAUUUUUGUAGGUACAAAGUUUGCAGCUGUCCCCUUGUGUGCCCUAGAGGAAGUGCAAUGCCUUCGCAUUGCGAGCAGUAAACUUCCUGUAAAUGCGUCGCAGUUUCAAAUGUGGGACCUACAUUCAUUAGCAUUCGAAAUAAAGCAUCGAUUGCUACUGUACAAUUUAACUGUGUACAUGUUGUAAACAAGUUAUUCCGGGCAAGAGUACUUCUUUCCGUCGAAAUUCUUCACUUAAAUUCAGAAAGUAACUUUUUGAAUGACUACUGUCACGGAGAAGUUGCUGAGAAUAGUAAAAUUGUUGCAGUUAAAUCCUUUUUACAAUUUCCUUCAUAAGCGACCUUGCUGAUCACCUACGCGAUUUCGUCCUCUCAAUGUUUUCCCUGCUAAGUCUCUAUAUUCAAAUACUGACAGAUCAAUUUUUCGUUUCUUACCUUUGGUGUAGCUAUGUUUCAGAAUACUUCAAAUUAUAUGAUUUAAUUUUCUUCCAGUAUCAAAAUUCUGCUGUAAUGAGACAACAUGCAAACCAACUCUUAAGCUUAAAAUUUUAAUAUUGCAUGGCGUUGCAGAGCAUGAUGACAGCUUCCAGGCAGUCAUUACCAAGAAACUCUCAUUUGGUAAAGGUGAACUUCUGGAAGGCCAUGCUUGGUCCUGUGAUGAUGAGAUUUUUGCCGUGGCUGGAUGCAAAAUCCGUCUUUGUAAAGUAAGCAUGUGAAAUCUUAGUCUUAAUCUGCUACUUUUGUUUCUGGGAGCAAGAUGUUGCAGAGUGCUCACCUCCUGCUACUGUGGCUUGGGUUGAUUCCCAGACCUUUUAUGAUAGCCACCAAAAUCUUUCAUUUUUAUCCAACAUUGGGUACUCUUAGAAUCUAUGAAAAAUAAGACUGGAAGGCUAAGAUGCUAUUUUUUCGAUUUGACCAGAUAAAAACAUAUGACAGGCAAGGAAAUUUGCAAGACCUGGGUUCAGUUUAUUGUUGAUUCUUGUCCUUGCUUAGAGAAUUUUUUCUCCAGAUCCUCUGGUUUUCCUCCCUCCCUGAAACCCUCAUUAUGAAUCCCAAUUCAAUGUGGAAAAAUGGACAGAAAGAGCUAACUCAUGGAAUAUUCACUGCUAAAUCAUUAUUUAUUUAUUUAUUUAUUUAUUAUUAUUAUUAUUAUUAUUAUUAUUAUUAUUAUUAUUAUUAUUAUUACUGUUAUACUUCUGGCUCUCAUUGAAUGAAUAGGUACAAUGUUAUCAGAAAUGCCCUGUCCUGUUAUUGUCAUUUCUUUUUUUUUUUCUUUUUGUUGCUAGUGGAUCAAAACAUUAAUCCUCAAUGUUUUCUCGCAUCAAAUGGCUAGAUCUUUGGUCUCUUUAACCUUUCCAAUUCCAAGGAUUUAGUUACUUGAACCAAUCCUAGAAGUAUUUCUCCGUAGACUUACAAUACUUUAUAUUUUAAUUGUCAGGUCAACAAUGACUUCCUCAUCUUUCACACUAUUCCUUUGUAUUAUUUGCCAAAAGACAUUUCCAUCAUCUUGAGUGACUUUUCAUCUUCCAAUGAGGUAGUGUAUGACUAUUUUAAAAAUAAAUAAAGUUCCAUUAAGUGUUUUAAGCUUUUGGGUGAAUGUCUCGCCACAACUGAACCUGUAUUAAGUGUUUGCCCACAGGGAAUGGCAGGGUGACUGCUUAACCAGUACUCAGUUUUAUUCCUUUGUUGGAAAUGGUUACUGUGAGUUUGAAAUGUUUGGCCCAGUGCCAGCAUAAUGCUCAAACUUUGACUUCUAAAUCUGGUUUCUGGCUUCCCACAUGCCAAAGAUUAGGCUUAGACUUGCUCCACUUUGUAACUUUGGAGUACAGAUUUUAAUUAUUAUUCUGUUAUUUAAAUACUAAUUGUGGGUUAAAUUUAUUUGAUUGCUUCCUGACUAGGAAGACUUAAAGUAAUGCUUCAGCUAAUAUCUUGACAUUUACAUGUACAUUGAAUUUUAUCUCUUGCAACCACCUUCUCAACCCUUGACACCCUAACAUCAUUUGUUAAAUUCUUCCUACUGUUCUCUGUACAUUUACUAAAUACUGAAAAGGAGAAUUUAUCCAACAAUCAAGAGUUUCUUUAGUUGAUGAUCAUUUCCUUUAUUCUCAUGGCACAAAUGUGUGAUUAAGUGGUGAUAUUGUAAGGAGAAAUAAGAUGCUAAUCACACUUAGUAGUUAAAGGGUUAAUGUUGUAACCUUAAGUUUUCUCUUUUGAUUCUUCAGAUUUAUCAGUUAGCAGUUGCCAGUCCAAAUGGAGUGGAGCUUUAUCAAAUGGAGAUGACAGACAACUUUAAAAUUGUACCUCAAAAACAAAUUUUUGAUUUUUAAUUCCAAGAUAAAUUUUCUCUCUGUGUUUGCAUUGUCUUUUUCAUAUGAAACAGUUUGUCUUUUUUCUGUCAGGAUGGGUCCUUAUCUGUUCAUCCAGAUCUGGCCAUUGCAUUGGUGGAAUUUUCUCCAGACAAACUGAACCUGGCUGUGGUAUGCUACUACAUCAAUUAAAGCCUUAUGUUGUAUAAAUAAUUAAUAAAUAAAUUUGAAUUAAUUUAAGGGCAGUUUUGAAAAUAAAAAAUUGGACAUGAGAUGCUAUCAGCUUUUAUUGUUAUCAUUAUUAUUAUUAUUGCAUUUUUUAACUUUUUUAUUUAUUCGCUUUUAUUCCUUUUUAUUUUCAUUUUAUUUCUUUUUUCAUCAUUUUAUUUUUUUACUUUUUUACUUUUUUCAUGAUUAUUGUUUUUUUUAGUGACAGAGGCUGGACUUAACAUGGACAAUAAACUCACAUUGUUUGUCCAUCUUCAAAAAUUUACCUUCAUGUGUUUAAUUUAGUCACAAGGAGACCAUGCAUUACCCAUCUUCUAUUAGUUAACCAUUUUCAAUGUGCUUUUAAGUGUACCCUUGAUGUCUUUCGUGCAAGCCAAUGUGGAAUUACGUAUAUCUUCAGAUGAUAUUCUAUUCACAAGCCAAUCCUGUGACAAUUUUCAUUUCAAGUUCAUAUAAGAUUAUUAAAUAAAGGAAAAUAACACUGUCACUGUUCAAUAUGAUGACAGUUUUGUUACUAAAUGUGAAAACAUUUAGAUGAGCGAGUCAGAAUAACUCACUUAUUUCAUGUCUUAUUACAAUUUCUUGGAAUUGCAGGCUGCCAUGGAUGGCCAUUUUGGCAUAUGGACUGUUUCUAGCUUGUAUACUGACCAGAAAGGUUAGUAUCAAUGAUAAUAAAUGCAUUUGUUGAGAAUUUGAAGCCUAAUGAAAAGUAAAGCAAUCUUCAUAGUAAUGAACAUUACUUAAACAGUAGAAUCUUUUUUUCAGGCCUUUUUUCACAACUGAUUAAGUAGUGUUCAUCACUGAAGAGCACUUUCAUAUUCAAUUGUUAACAUGCAUUUCACAUAUAUGAUUUUCAUAUAAUUCACAGUCAUUUACUCAUCACUUCAUGUAAGUAUUAUGAACCAACAUAAUGACCAGCUUCCAGUUGGCUUGUUAGCUCAGUUAUUAGAGUGUUGCACUGGUAUCGUAGAGGUCUUGAGUUCAAAUCCUGCACAGGCCUUCAUUUUUUAGGCCAUAUUUUUGCUACUGCUUAAGUAGUGUUCAUCACUGAGAAAAUCACUUUUGUAUUCAUAUCUUAACUGGCAGUUCAUAUAUAUGAUUUUCAUACAUUCACAGUCAUUCAAUUUGCAACCUGUUACUUAAUUAUACUGGUAGCUCUUUGAAAGCAUAGUCAAGGUACAUGUUGCAUAAUUAGCUGCACAAUUAUUACUUGAUAUUUCUCAGAACACAUUAAUCAAAUAUAAGUGAAAAAUGUAAUUGUAUAGUGUUUUCACUAUUGACUGGAUAUUGUUAGACAAUAAAUUGAGUCAAUACUGGUGGCUGUUCAUGUAUUCAAUGGUGGAGGAUCAUUACUUAAACUGUUCAAGAACUAAAAUAUGCACCGUUAACCCUUUAACUCCCAAGAUCUCAUUAUUAAUUCUCCUUACAGUCUGCCAUAUAGUUCUUGUGAUGUUAGUUUGGAGAAUUUGGUAUUGGGUCAACUAAUAAUCCCUUAAUUAAGAUUUUUCUUUAUUCUCAUGACUUGUCUGCUUGAUAUUGUACUGAUAUUGUAAGGAGAAAUUCUGUCUUGGUCACUUAUGGGAGUUAAGGGGUGAAUGAAAAGGGGUAAAAUAGGAGUUAAAUAGUUAAAUAGGACGAAAUAAAAACAGACCUCUUCUGGGUAAACCUGAAAAUAAAGUGCAAAAGAAAAGUCCUGAGAUUGUAAGAAUUUUUCAAUUUUUUUUCCAAUUUGUACAGUAGACUUCAAAGGGCCAUGAAAAAAAUUUAUUGAUGUAUUUAAGACCAUUUGUAGUUGGAUGUAAAUGUGGUGAUGUGGCCCUUGAUCUGAAAUAUAUCAUCUCACAAACUAUAAAAGAAAAAAAGAUUGCAAUACAUUGCAAGAUAGAUCAAAAAGAAUUUUAUUUCAAACCCAACAGUGACUGCUCAAUCUUGCUAAAUUUAUUAUUUUAUCUCUGUGUAAGGAUGGUUGUACAGUUCUAAUACUUUACAAUUAAGACUUAAAUACUUGAAAACAUCAUAUUUAUCACACAAAAACUAAUUCAAGGGCUUUUUCUAUAAAGUAAUCUUCCCUCUUUCCUUGUGGAUUUGAUAGUGUUUAAUUAAUAUGUGCACUUUUGGUGUAUUUGCAGAGUUUUGGUAUAUCCACCUUAAAACCAUGCGCAUUACUAGCAUAGAGUUCUCACAUGACAGCUCUAUGGUCGCUGUGACUGGUUGGGAUGGCUGUUGGCACUUGUACCGGAAAGUAAGUGUUAAUGUCAUUGUUGGAAUAAAGUGUCUGUAUACUAAUAAAAGAAUGUUUGAAAAAAAGGAAAUAAAAGCAAAACAUCAAGUAAAUAUAGUGUGGUAGUUAAAAAUAAAUAGAUCCUCAAACAUUGAGCAUAAUCAGCAUCAAAUAUUUCAUGUUGCCUGAUUUUAGGCAGUUCAAGAUGGGACAUUGACUUGGAUAGAGUUUAAACAUAGUACCAGCAUUGAUAGGGUGUCAGGGGAUUUGCCUGGUUGUUUUGUGAGCUGGUCUCCAGAUGACAAAUUUAUAAGGUUAGUAAAAUUCCACUUAUUGUAUUAGUAGCCUGACUAACUAAAUAUUUGAUUUUUGCCAGCAUUUUCUUGGUAUAUAAUCAACUUAAGGAGGCUCCAUAGGGUUUUUUUUUUUUGAUUGCACAAGAUCUGGAUACAAACAUAGUGCAAGCUUUUAACACAAUACAGUUUUUAUGUGAUGGAAUCUAGGGUUUCCAGCAACUGCACCUGUAAUAUUCAUAAGCCUUCUAUGCCUGAAAAAGAGGUCAACCAUGCAAUAAGAAAACACAAUGGGAAAGAUUGCCAAAAGGUGACAGAUUUGAAAUUUUGUAAAACGCAUGCUCAGAUAUAGAUCUUUUCUAUUCCAAUGUUUUGUGACAAAGAAAAUAUUGAUCUUUCUAGCAAGAUUUAUGGUGUUUCUUUCAAUGGAAUUUCCUAAGAUUUGCUGGACAAUGAAACAUAUUUAUGCCCUUCUUAGUACCUGUUGAUAAAAGAGUCAUAAGACCAAAUUGAGAUAGAAAAGAAAACAUAAAAUUGCAUUUAUAGUGUGGAAACUGCCUUUGUAACCCUUAAUUUCUUUGGCUUUUGAUUGAUCGGCAAGACAAAUUUCGCAAAUUGUGAACAUUUUGAGAGAUUUCACCAAAGCAAAUCGAAGAAAAUCAAAGGCAAAGCCAAAUUGUCAUUGGUGAGCGCCUCCCUUUGUGGAGCAUCAGCUUAAUAACAAAAAUCAUUUUCUUAAUAUUUACUACAGCAAAUGAUAGUCCAAACCUUUCUCAUUGCCCUUUUGAUGGCUUUUAGUGACCUAGAAAGCAAAAACAUGAAAAUUUUCUAGAAAAACAAUACACUGGUGUGUGCGCCAACAUUAAACAAAAACCCUAUGGAGCCUCCUUAAAUAAAUAAUUUGUUUUCUAUUUAGUAAUAGAAAACCCACUGUUUAAGGUGAUUUUGAAUUUUAGAGAUAUCAUGCUCUCUACUCAUUAACUCAGUAAUUAUUCACGAAAGUGUAGGUGAAGAGUGGUGGAUAUUUUGCGCCAAGGUAAAUAUCUGCUGAUUUCACCAACACUGUGGUGAAUAACUGUUGUAGUAUAUACCACAUAGAGACCAAAAGGAAUAAUUUAUUUCGAUUGAUAUGCCAAAAAUGAUGAAAAAAUUACCAUGAUCAUAAAAGUUGUCGACCCAAGAUUCUGCUUCUUUGGCUGCUUGGAUGUGAGUGGUACUUUUCAUGCUAAUUUCUUUGGAACGAGCCAGUCAGCCAGUGUGAAAAGCAUUAUUCACCUAUGUGGUAUAUAUUGGUCUUGCAUAUUAUAUUGUGUAUUUCAAUAUAACUCACCUUGCAUUCAAUAUACAUUUAUUUACAUUUGUUGUCAGUAGCAUACUUGGUACACAUAGUUGAUCAUAAUUUUUAUUCAUGGAAUGAUUAUUGCAGCUAGUGCCUAUUUUUUUAGGUUUGCUAAGACUGGCUAAAUUUCGUCUUAGAUUAAUUCAAUGCAAUGACAAGACGUUUAUCCUGGCAACAAUGGAUGUUCAGACCUCUGUAACUACACAACGUUGUCUUGAUGGCACUCCUAAAGGAGCAGCAAGUUUCAGGUGGUUUUAAGGGGAAAUGAUGAUGAUUUUAAUGAUUAUUCUUAAUAACAUUGUUAUUAUUGUAAUUGUUAUUAUUAUUAUUAUCAUUAUUAUCAUCAUUAUCAUCAUUAUCAUUAUGAUCAUCAUUAUCAUCAUCAUUAUUAUUAUCAUAUCAUCAUCAUUAUCAUCAUUAUUAUUAUCAUCACUAUUAUUAUUAUUAUCAUAUCAUCAUCAUCAUCAUUAUCAUCAUCAUCAUCGUUAUUAUUAUUGUUAUUAUUAUUGUUAUUAUUAUUGUCUCUGUUUCUGUCUCUGUCUUUGUCUUUGUCUUUGCUACUAUUAUUAUAUUUUUCUCCUUCCAUACAGCUCUUUUUCAAUGGCCAUUAUUUAUAAAUCCAAAAUAAAACGUGAUUCACUUUUUCUUACUUUUUGAUAGAAAAAUAUCUGGGGACUACACUCUCUUUUACUUGCGAUCCAAGCAUUGUUUUGCCAUAAGGUGGCCAGAAACUCAACUUGGUAAGUACCUUUAUCCAAUAAGGUGAAAACCUCCCUGAAAAUACCUUUUGGUUAACUAAUUAACUCUAUUAUUCUUUUUACGAACAUGAGGCUAUCGACAUCGCUGAUCCUGGCAGUAUGCAGGACGCGUGUCACAUAUGAACUUCAUAAUAGACAUCGCUCACCGUAAAGUCUCUGUGGCUCAGUGGUAUAGCAUCGGAGCGCGAAAUCCGAAGGUCUGAGUUGGUGACUCAGAAAAUUUUUUCUUUGUCCCACGCUCGUGACAAGCCAAAAAACAAAACAUCUUCCUCUAAGAAAAAAAAACAUGUUCCUUCUUCUGUACUAUAGCUCACAACGCUCUCUCAUUUUGAAUUAAGUUUUAUACACACAGAUUUCUCUAGUGGACAUUGGGUUUGAAAAUUGGGGAAUAUCACUCAGGUUAUAUCCUCGAAUAUCCCCAGUUUUAAUUGGGGGAAAUUCGGUCACGUGAUGCAUUUGAAACAUCCGCGUUUGAGCAAAAUAUUUCGCGGGUUUUAGAAGCCAUUAAUAAAAACUGUCACAGAAUUAUGACCAGCAGGUCAUGGAGUUUCCUCCUCCUAUCUCCACAGUGUCUUUAAUGAAAAGUGUUUCCGGUAACGAAGAGAAAACAAGACUUUUAUUUCAAGAAUCUUUUGAGGGCUCUGUGCUCGUAGAACUUUCGUCCAAAGGUCUAUUGACUCUGAAGUGGAGGAGGACGUCUCAAGAAAGCUUUUCCUUGCUUAGGGAAAUAGGAAAUAGGUGUGAGAACAGUUGUGAAAAUUCACUGAGAGGAGUUGGCUCAAAAUGCUCAGAACUAAGGAACGAAGGAUUCAAAAUGGGCGAAGAAUCUCAGGAGGAAAAUAGAAAAAACGACAGCAGCCGUUUAGAGGAUGAAGCUAGAUUGACUGAAGUUUCUGCAGAGCUUCAUGUCGUCGGAUCUACAGGAAAUGCCAGCUGCCUGUUGAGUAAUGUGGAAACAACUUCCGAGGACAAAGCCGUUGAAAUUAUGAAUGCACUGAAUACACAAACUUCAGAGGGAUCUGAUGCUUCGUAUGGGAACUGUCACUCAGAGACUUGCGAAAAACUCCAGUCUCCUUCCAGUUUAUCUAACGAAGUAUUGACUUUAGAAGCACCAUUUCUCAAUCCAGAACUUUUUCAGAAGUCUUGCUCUGGUGGUUUUACGUUUCUAUCAAGAAGUGGCGUGCGACUGUUAAUCUCAACAAAUUACGUGAUAGUAGCCGCCUUGCCCCUCUUAGUGUACGUAUAUGAGUCGCAAAUUGAAGAGUGGAAAACGCUGCUAUUCCCCUGUCCAGUCGAAAGCUGCUGUAUCACUGCAGGUUUGUGUUUGGCCAUGUAGUUCCCAAUAUCUGAUACGCACUUCUCCUUUCAUACCACCAUACAUUACCCUACACGUUUGUUGAGAGAAUUUGAUGUUAUAUAAAAAUGAUACCCUCUAAAUGAUAGGUGUACAGCGGUUUGUGGGAUGCUUGUUGCAUUUGAACCCAAAAAUGGCAUAACUCAGGAACGAGCUUGAGUCUUCAAGAUUUGCAGAGCAUCCGAGCGCGGAAAUCCGAAGAUCUGCCAUUCGAAUCGUUCUGUUUGGUCUCGAAUUUUUUUUUUUGUUUUUUUAUUUUGUUGCUGUUCAUCCCUCGGUCGUGACCAAUGGCUCACAUCUUUCUUGAAAUUUCUAUGUUCUCAAUGCCUGUUUUGUGAUUAUGUAUUAUUAGCAUAACUGCUCGGGUGAUUGUGGAGAUGCGCGCGCUCUAAUUAGUCGAGUAUUGCGUGAUAUCUCACUUUAUAAUAAAGUUCGGAUAUAACGCGCGCUCUCAUUGGUUGAAAGAGCGUGCUCUAUGAGAGUAUAGAGCAUAGAACUGAGCUAAAGCUGUCACGCCAUCUGCCAAAUUGUACCAUGUUCGACUUUUUCCGGGACUUCUUUUUAGCUUUUUUCCGAUAAUUGAAAGUGAAAUUUCAGAACAAGCGAGCCGGCAAGUAGUAACAGAAGAACCAAAGAAAGGUUUGUAAACAUACCAGGCGCCGUUAUUUACGUUAUUAAAACGUGGGCAGAUACGAAAAUCCUCAAAGGAAAAACAAAAUAGACAUUCCGAGUUUUAAAGAUUUUCACGCUCAGUUAGAUUGCAAGCUUACGUACGGUAAUGAAAGUCAAACACAGCCAACACUCGUAUAGUAUAUAAAGUUCAGAGUUCAAAAACAAAACAGAAAUGAUGAAAAAUAUAACCAAACUGGCAUAAUUGUUAAAAUUCAUACUAAUCAUGACGGUGUCUGAGCAAAUAUGAUCAUGCUGAAGUCCAUCGCGGCUCACUUAUCAUGCCGAUCUCCGGUCAUCACAGUAAAGCAAGCCUCAGAAACUACAUCGGCCGCCCUUCGAGUGAAAAAAAUAAGUGCUCGCUCUCAUAUCCUUUCCAAUGUGUUGAGUGGAAAGUCACUUCAGUCACUGCAGCCGAGUUUUUGCGGCGCUGUCAUCCCGAGCGAUCUUCAUGUUCCGGUGAAUUCGGCUGUCGUUCAUUUAAAAAACACUCGCCUUGAACAGUUUGUUUUCCACCUUGUCAUGUGAAAAAACCCGCGUGUUUUUAUGAGCCAUAAUUCGGCUGAAGUUCACUGAACAUUUCACUUCAAGAUUCUGAUUUAAAAACUUCAGGCAAAAGCGUUAAAUUCGACCUACCGAAUUAUUUUAGUUUGUAAACUAUCGCAGAGUGUGAACUUUGAUGGUUUGACACUUUUUACAGGCUUUGUCUUGUACAGCCAAUCAGAUUAUUUGAACCAUUCUAACAGGGAUUCUGAUUGGCUUAUUGUAGCGUGCUCUAUGAGAGUAUAGAGCAUGCUGACGACACUGUUCUUCGCUUUGGAAAUAAAGUUUGUUUUGAAAAUUGAAAGUAAUACAUGGGGAAUUUAACGGAUUCUUUAUUAUAAAACACGAGACGUAGUCGAGUGUUUCUUCCCACUUCUUUCGUGCACUAGCCGCUUCCUGCGUGCUUUAUAACAGAACAGAGCACAGUAAAGGCUUCUCUAUUUGUUAAAUAUUUUCCUCACGCGAGUUGAUUAUAGCAGGAGCGCUUAAUUUCAAAAUGGCUACCCCGCUCUAGGCAAUGUUACCGAGGAAGUGAUAAACGCGAUGGACCAAACUUCAAUUCUGAAGAGUACGAAAGGUGCAACACUUUCAAAACUAAACUGUCAAUUUUUCGCUGUUAAAUUGUAGUGGAUACUGACUGCUUGUCUUGAUACAAGUUAGUUAUCAAAACAAUUAUAACAAAAGAUACGCAAAGUUUUCAACAGCGGCAUGGAUUUACAUUUACAACAGAAUUUGAAAGCACCUGAGCAGCUAUGCUAAAACAAUUAUUCGCCGCAGGCUCGGAAAAUAUUCAAACAAUAGCUAAUAAACAAUAAGCAAUGGCUCGAAAAUACUUAUGGAUAUUUGUCUGCGGACAUUAUCUGUUCCAAGAUGCGAACAGUUUUCAAGAGCGAAGCACGAGGAAAACUAAGCCAUCCUUCAUAUAUUUUGCGACUUGCGUGAAAAAAAUGUGUACGAACAGCUUAUUGUUUGCAGCGUGAGAUGUUUUCGCACAGUGCUAUCUAAAUCUUAAAGCUUUUCUUGUACUUUUAAUCUUUUCAGAUAGAUAUCUUGUACUUCUCACAUCCAGCGGCAAAGUAAGUAUUUGGUGUUUGCACACCAUGAGAAAGAUGCACUGCACAGGCGAGGCUCUUUUCGACAUGGAGCAGAGUAGCUCUCAAAGGUAACUGGAAACUGACUUAAACGGAAUGAGAACGAACCUCCCUGUGAGGGAUUUAUGCUUCGCUUUUAUACCUUACGUACCUGGUCUUUUUCCUCUUUUCCCUUUGGUUUUUUGAUCUGUCACAUUUCGCCUUAACCCCCAAACUAAUUGACAACCAUAUUCUUAAUGUUUCCUUUAUCAAAGAAAGCGUGGAGUCAGCUGAGUAACGUUGCUUUGUUGAAGAAUGUUGAAAAGCGCACUCGGUUCCGUUUUCGUUCCCCUGGUGCGGAAGUAGAGAGGGCCUGGGAACGAUUUUGGGAAAGAUUGUUAAAGGAGGAGGGUGGCAUUUAUUUUGUCAUUAUGUUAACUAAGUCGACAGCAAAUAUUCAGUGCACGGAGGUUCUCCUUUUCCUAGCAGAGGACGGACUAGGUUGCGAGUGUGGAACGUUUCUUAAUUCAAUUAUGCCAAUUCCAAAAUACUUUUUGUUACUAAUUUACUUCUCUCCCAAGGUGUUUAAUGAUGUCAGGAAAUCCGUUUGAGCUACAGUUUAACGUCGUCAAGUUGGAUAAGACUGGCUCUGGAGAAAUGAUACGGGUCUCCUUUUAUCCAGGUAAAGCCGAAAUAAGAUGUUGCAGAGAAGGUUCCAACAUGUACACGUUAUUUGUUCCUUUUUCUGAUAAUGAUUCCACUUUUGUGCCGUAGCUGGACUACUUAAAGUGGCCCAUAAUGCUGCAGCUCGUCUAGGUUUUCUUUGUUUAAACUGAUAAGGAGUUCUGCUACUCCCCUGUCAUAGACUCCUAUUCCAUUGCAAAUCACCCCUAGACAGUUUAACAUAUUUUCCAGAUGGUUCACUGGUACCCAUUUAUACUUCCGGGUGCAGAAGGAAACUGUGAGAGUAAAGUAUCUUGCUAAACUGAACACAACUGACGACUCUGUCAGACCUUUCGACCCGAGGUCAAGCGCUAACCCUUUGGCCAUUGCGUCAUCCGGGGAUGGCGAGCAAACACUGAAUUGACGUUUAUGCCUUGUUUCAUUCAUAUGUCUUCUCGCCUGAAGUCCUUCAUAAAACAGAUUGAAGUCUUUAGCAUUAAGUUUUCGUUUGCCUUAUGCUUGUUUGAUUAUUAUGAUUUCAGACCAAGGCAACUUCAAGGUUACUAUAAAACGCUUAGCGCUAUGUUAUCCUGAUCUGCUGGGUCAGAGCAGUAAAAGUCAACUAUGUGGCUCAAUUGGCAGCCUGAUUAUCUUUAAAGAAAGCCAAUUUGCGGACUGUUGUGACUUUCCAGAGGCAGAUCGUGAAUGCGUGGGUUCCUGGUCAGUCAAGUGGGUCGUAGUAGUUCCAGGUACU